Messenger RNA from Tetrahymena thermophila SB210, 2088 nucleotides. RefSeq lists its product as hypothetical. The record is from RefSeq and is a predicted model, not a curated record. NCBI's taxonomy places the organism in Eukaryota, Ciliophora, Oligohymenophorea, Hymenostomatida, Tetrahymenidae. The transcript is spliced from 4 exons.
AUGAAUUUUCUUUAAAAGUCAUUGGGAAUAGUUUUAAGAGGCUGUGGCAAGCAAUUGAAAUAAUAGAAUUAAAAGAGUUUAUAUAAUAAAUUAAGAUUUGGCAUUUUCAACAUAAGUAAAUAAAAAGAUGAAAGCAAGAAAAGUAAAGAGAGAUCUGAAAUACUUAAGGAGCAAUUAAAAUUAUACAAAGAAGAAAAGAAAUUUAUGAUACGCAAGCCAUUUACAAAAGAUUUUUAUAUCACACCUGAAGAGAGCUAAAAGUAGAUAAAGGAAGCAAACGAAAUGCUUGAUAAAUAUCUAAAGGAAUACAAGUUUGAGCAGCCAUUUAUAGAAGAAAAUUUUAUUCAAUUGUUAUCUAAAAUAUCUUAAACAGUUAACAACAAGAACAUUCUAGAAAGAAAGGAUUUCCAAGAUUUACUGUUGGAGAGAGCAGAAAAGUCCUAUUUAUUCAAAGAUUUCAGACAAUUUUGCUUAUUUUUUGCAUUUUGCUCUGUCUAAUAAAUCGAUCACCCUUCUCUUUGGGAGUGCUUCAAUGGUUUUGUUGCAAGCAAUUAUGUUAAUUUUUCUACCAAUGAUAAAGUGUUAUUAUUAUCCAGUGUUAAUUAUAUCAAUGCUCAUGAAAUGGAGUGCUUCUUUGAAAUUUUUGAAAAUGAGCUUUUAAAAGAUGUCCAAGUCCAUUAGAUUCCUAACUUUGAAAAAAUGUAUGCUUUACUUUAGCUCUACAGAAAUGCAAAUUAAGGAAGUAACGAUUUUUAUGAAACAAUUGAGACUUUAAUUGGUGAUAACAUAGAUGAAAUUAGUAUUGAGGCUUUAACAAAGCUGAUUACACACUAUUCUAAUAAUUAAAAUGAAAAACAUGAUAGCAGAUUAAAAAUGAUGAAUAUUUUUGAGAAGAGAAUUUUAAAAAUUUGCAGAUUUAUUAAUCCUUAAGAAUUAAUUGCAAUCUUUUACAGCUAUAUUAAGAUAGGUAUGGGAUCAGAUUUACUCUUUAGAAGUCUUGAGGAGAGAAUAUUUUUGCUAAUUGAAGAUUUCAACAUCCAACAAAUCAAUAAAAUAUUAAUCAUUGCUUCUAAUAGAAGUGAAUCUAAAAAGACUGUUUUCGCUGCAGUUGAAGCUUUUGUGCUUAAAAAUUUAGAAAAACUAAACGAAUAAACACUUCCUUUAAUAUUUUUUAACUAUUGCGAAAACUCAAUUGGUUCAGAUAAAUUUUACACAGUGGUAGAAAACAAACUUGUUUCUAUGUCUCACAACAUGUCUCCUGAAUUAUUAGCUAAAUGCACCUGGGGAUUCACAGUUGCAGAAACAAACAAAGGAGAUUUAUUUUAUAAAAAAGCAGAAGAAGCUUCUUUGAUAAAGCUAAAAGAUUUUAGUGUUAAAGAUUUAAGCACUUUGGUUUGGAGUUUUGCAAGAGUACAGAAAGGCUCAUCUGAAUUUUACUAAAAAGUAGAAAAAGAAAUUUAAAACAGAUUUAAUAUCUUAAAAGGAAAAGACUGUGCAUAGCUAUUGUGGGCUUAUACCUAAAACCACCCUUUAACAAUUUACAGUAUUGAAUUUAUGAGAGGAAUUAUCUUGAGGGAUAGAAAGGAAUUAGACUGCUGGGAUCUAAGCAUGAUAUUAUGGAGUUAUACUAAAUUCGAGGAAUAUGAUAGCUAUGACAUGUUUGUUGAUCUUUAAGAACAGAUGAUAGAAUUAUUAGAUGAAAUGUCUCCUGAAGAGUUUAUUUAUUGCUUUAGAAGUUAUCUUGAAGUUAAUUGUAUCAACAAAGAUUUAAUCAACAAAUUUUUAGAAAAAACACAAGAAAGUCUUAACUUAAAAAAUAUUAACUAUGAUCAAACUUAUAUUCUAACUUGGGGUUUCUCAUAAUUGCCUGAAUCUGAAAUUACCGAAGAAGUUAUAAAAAUAAUUAAGCAGCUUGAAGAAAGACUUAAAUUAUUAUAAAUGCCAUACAUUUAAAAUGAAAAAAAUAAUUAAGAAAAAUCAGAAAAUCAAAAUGAAGAUGAGGAAGAAGAUAAAUUUAGAAUUAACGAUAUUGAAUUUUACAAAGAAAAUCUUGAAUUAGAAAAGUUAAAAAACUAAGAAAAUAAAUGA